UGGCGCCCGUUGACCGACGUCACGUCCGCUCCGGUCGGCGCUUUCCUGGAUGUAGCUGUGGCUGACGAGAUUGUUACCGAGCGGGUUGUCUCCCUGAUUUGAGCGCACAAUGUCUGACAGUGAGGACAGUAACUUCUCCGAGGAGGAGAGCGAUAGGAGCAGCGAGGCUGAAGAAGUGGAGGACAAUGAGGAAGUCGAUGAGCGGGUUAGUGCGGCUGGAAGUGAGAAGGGUGAAGAACCUGAGGAGGAAGAGGCUGAAGAAGAUGAGGAUGAGUACGAUGAAGAGGAAGAAGAGGACGAGGAUGAUGACCGUCCAAGAAAGAAACCGAGACACGGGGGGUUUAUCUUGGAUGAAGCCGACGUCGACGAUGAGUAUGAAGAUGAAGAUCAGUGGGAGGAUGGAGCAGAAGACAUUUUGGAGAAAGCAGAGGAAAUUGAAGCAUCCAAUAUCGACAAUGUCGUUCUUGACGAGGAUCGCUCUGGUGCCAGACGUCUCCAGAAUCUAUGGAGAGACCAGAGAGAAGAGGAGCUGGGGGAAUAUUACAUGAAGAAAUACGCCAAGUCCUCCGUGGGGGAGCAUAUAUAUGGCGGCUCGGAUGAACUGUCAGAUGACAUCACCCAGCAGCAGCUGCUCCCUGGCGUCAAAGAUCCCAAUUUGUGGACGGUGAAAUGUAAGAUCGGAGAAGAACGCGCCACCGCCAUUUCUUUGAUGAGGAAAUUCAUUGCGUACCAGUUCACAGAUGCUCCACUUCAGAUCAAAUCUGUGGUCGCCCCAGAGCAUGUCAAGGGUUACAUCUACGUCGAGGCCUACAAGCAAACUCAUGUCAAACAAGCCAUUGAAGGGGUGGGUAACCUGCGCAUGGGCUUCUGGAACCAGCAGAUGGUGCCCAUCAAAGAAAUGACCGACGUCCUGAAGGUGGUAAAAGAAGUCACAAACCUCAAGCCCAAGUCUUGGGUUCGGCUCAAGAGGGGAAUCUACAAGGAUGACAUUGCUCAGGUGGAUUAUGUUGAGCCCAGUCAGAACACAAUCUCUCUCAAAAUGAUUCCCAGAAUCGACUACGAACGGAUCAAGGCACGAAUGAGUCUGAAAGAUUGGUUCGCCAAGAGGAAGAGGUUCCGCAGACCUCCACAGAGGCUUUUUGAUACAGAAAAGAUCAGGUCCCUGGGUGGAGAUGUUUCAUCAGAUGGAGAUUUCCUUAUAUUUGAGGGUAACCGUUACAGUCGCAAAGGUUUCCUCUUCAAGAGCUUUGCAAUGUCGGCUGUGAUCACUGAAGGAGUGAAACCAACUCUGUCUGAAUUAGAAAAGUUUGAAGAUCAGCCAGAAGGGGUUGACCUGGAGGUGGUGACGGAGUCUACAGGGAAGGAGCGUGAGCACAGUCUGCAGCCAGGAGACAACGUGGAAGUGUGCGAGGGAGAGUUGAUAAACCUGCAGGGUAAAAUUCUCAGUGUGGAUGGAAACAAGAUCACUAUCCUGCCCAAGCAUGAGGACCUCAAGGAUAUGUUAGAGUUUCCAGCUAUUGAGUUGAGGAAGUACUUCCGUAUGGGAGACCACGUGAAAGUCAUUGCAGGACGCUAUGAGGGAGACACUGGGCUGGUUGUUCGAGUUGAAGAAAAUUUUGUCAUCCUCUUCUCUGAUCUUACCAUGCACGAGUUAAAGGUUCUGCCUCGAGACUUGCAGCUUUGUUCAGAAACUGCUUCAGGCGUAGAUGUUGGAGGACAACACGAAUGGGGAGAGCUGGUGCAGCUGGACCCACAGACGGUGGGAGUUAUUGUACGUCUGGAGAGGGAGACCUUUCAGGUCUUGAACAUGCACGGUAAGGUGGUCACAGUCCGACACCAAGCUGUCAACAGGAAGAAGGACAAUCGCUUUGCCGUUGCUUUAGACUCUGAGGAGAAUAAUAUUCAUUGCAAAGAUAUAGUCAAGGUCAUCGAUGGACCCCACUCGGGUCGUGAGGGUGAGAUCCGUCAUUUAUUCCGGAAUUACGCCUUCCUUCACUGUAAGAAGCUGGUGGAGAAUGGAGGCAUGUUUGUCUGCAGAACACGUUACCUGGUCCUAGCUGGAGGCUCUAAGCCUAGAGAUGUGACAAACUUCACCAUUGGAGGAUUUGCUCCAAUGAGUCCGCGAAUCAAUAGCCCAGCGCACCCCAGUGGAGGAGCAGCACAGAGAGGGAAUAUGGCCGGUGGAGGAGGAGGAGGACCAGGCAGAGGGAGAGGUCGCAGGGACAAUGAUCUCAUUGGACAGACUGUCCGAAUUUCACAAGGUCCCUACAAGGGCUAUAUUGGAGUUGUCAAAGAUGCCACAGAAUCCACGGCUCGUGUCGAACUUCAUUCCACUUGUCAGACAAUCUCUGUGGACAGACAGCGUCUCACCACUGUAGGUGCUCGUCGCCCGGGAGGAAUGACCUCCACUCAUGCCAGGACACCCAUUUAUGGCUCUCAGACUCCAAUGUACGCCACUGGGUCCAGGACGCCAAUGUAUGGCUCACAGACGCCAGUUCACGAUGGAAGCAGAACUCCGUACUAUGGGUCUCAAACACCUCUCCACGAUGGCAGCCGAACUCCAGCUCAAAGUGGGGCCUGGGAUCCCAACAACCCAAAUACCCCUUCAAGGGCGGAUGAAGAGUAUGAUUACAGAUACGAUGAUGAGCCGUCUCCAUCACCACAAGGCUAUGGAGGAACGCCAAAUCCACAAACUCCAGGGUAUCCUGAUGUACCAUCUCCACAGGUCAAUGCACCUUUUCAUCCUCAGACACCAGGAACACCUGCAAUGUACAACACAGACCAGUUCUCGCCCUACGCUGCACCUUCUCCGCAAGGCUCCUACCAACCUAGUCCUAGUCCGCAGAGUUACCAUCAAGUGGCUCCAAGUCCUGUUGGCUAUCAGAAUACACACUCGCCAGCCAGUUACCACCCGACCCCGUCACCCAUGGCUUACCAGGCCAGUCCGAGCCCUAGCCCCAUGGGUUACAGUCCAAUGACCCCUGGAGCACCUUCUCCGGGUGGGUACAACCCUCAUACACCAGGCUCCUCUAUAGAACAGGUCUCCAGCGACUGGGUUACUACAGAUAUUCAAGUGAAAGUGAGAGACACCUUCCAGGACAAUCAGGUCGUGGGACAGGCAGGAAUCAUUCGCAGCGUCACUGGUGGACUUUGUUCUGUGCUGUUACAGGACAGUGACAAGGUUAUCAGUAUUUCCGGAGACCAUUUGGAACCAGUUACCCCCACCAAAAAUAGUCGGGUAAAAGUCAUUUUAGGAGAAGAUCGUGAGGCGAUGGGCAUCCUUCUCAGCAUAGAUAAUGAAGAUGGAAUAGUGCGGAUGGAUUUGGACGACCAGCUUAAGAUCCUCAACCUCCACUUCUUAGGGAAGCUCGAGUCGUGAAGCCUGCUGUGAUGCAACAAACGGGGUCCUCCAGAUUCUUUCUCGGAAGGGCAGUGCUCACACCAUGGGAGAUUUCUGAGAACAGAUCUGAAUAUAAAAAUGAUGCAUACACCUUUUCUUACUAUCAUGAACUACAUUCGGGGCCACAGAUCUCCUGCGCUCUGCGUGAAAUAGGUUUUGAGCAUUUGCAGCAGUUGUGUCCUUAUUUCUUCUUUCAGCAGAUUCGCCCUCAGAAUCGUUUUUAUUUUUAAUGUUGUCUUCUGGUCUAUCAGAUAUCAGUGAUAGUUUUUUCUGGUGCAAGUUCCACUGUGUAAUAUUUAUAUGGUGCAGUCAAUAAACCAGGAGAACGGA
This is a messenger RNA of Bufo bufo (common toad), 3730 nucleotides long. It is a transcript of the gene SUPT5H, whose product is annotated as SPT5 homolog, DSIF elongation factor subunit. The record is from RefSeq and is a predicted model, not a curated record. Gene Ontology annotation, cellular component: DSIF complex. The coding region runs from base 110 to 3379 and encodes 1089 amino acids. The transcript has 30 exons. Lineage: Eukaryota; Metazoa; Chordata; Amphibia; Anura; Bufonidae. Gene Ontology annotation, biological process: transcription elongation by RNA polymerase II; regulation of transcription by RNA polymerase II; regulation of DNA-templated transcription elongation. Gene Ontology annotation, molecular function: mRNA binding; protein binding.